Rhea pennata is the source of this 549-nucleotide messenger RNA. It is a transcript of the gene TMEM275, whose product is annotated as transmembrane protein 275. Bases 1 to 549 code for a protein of 182 amino acids. The transcript has a single exon. The record is from RefSeq and is a predicted model, not a curated record. NCBI's taxonomy places the organism in Eukaryota, Metazoa, Chordata, Aves, Rheiformes, Rheidae.
AUGUUCAGUGAAAAGAGCAGUGCAUCUUUGUCCCAGAAACCCAACCAGAAAAAGACACGACCUCAGGGCCUACCCUCCCCUGCUCUCUGCUGUGCAUGUGGACUUUGCAUCAUGCUAGCAGGGAUCAACAUCACUUUAGUGGGAGCAUUUGCCUUUGGGACCUUCCUCCCCAUGAAUAACCCUCCCAUCAUCAUUGGCCCCAUCUUGCUAGUCGUGGCCUUCACAUUCUUUGGUGCAUGCUGCAUCUGCAGUCGGAGGCCCCCAGCUCAUGGGGCAAGGAAAUCCAAACCAGGUUCCAACAUUGGGCUCAUCAAACCUGGGAAUACAGCUUUUGAAAUUGAAACUAGUGAGCACACAGUGCAGGACACCACGGCAGUUCAGCUGAGCCCCACAAAUUCCCCUGUCUCCUCAAAAAAGUCCACACCAGUCCAUGAGAAUGCAAAGACUUGCAAGCUCUUCACUAUGGAAGGCAAUGGGCCAGUGGCCAAGUAUACAACAGGAGGAGAGGUGAUACAACUCAACUUGCCCAGGGACCUGGCUGCAUCCUAA